This is a messenger RNA of Periconia digitata, 927 nucleotides long. Lineage: Eukaryota; Fungi; Ascomycota; Dothideomycetes; Pleosporales; Periconiaceae. The record is from the annotation of a GenBank genome assembly.
UCAUCACUGUUACUAUUACCAACAUGUCCCUUCAGAUACCGCAACACAACCGGGAAUCAUACACACCUCUGUGACCCUCCCGUGUGCAUGGUUUAUCUUACGCAUGUGAGCAAUUUCCGCUCUACUCUAUCGAGCCUAUCUAAACUCCGGGGGGGUUCAGAGGGGAUGUCGCUUUUGCAGCUCCACCAACCCAACCCCCUACCUGACCCCUCCUUCUUCUCCGCCCCUCGAGGGUUCGAAUGGGUAGACCAGGGGUGGAAAAGAUGUCCUUGUGAUAUGGGUUCGCCCCUCGGACAAGCCCCCAAUGACCAAGGUAGUAGUCCGUCGCGGUCGUGGAUGGAUGUAUGCGUACAAGGGCACAUGUCGGUUCCCGUUUGCCUCGAUUCCGCCCCGUUUUGCUCAGGUUCUUUCAGCUGUGUGGAGUGGGUUUCUCAACAUCCCGUGUUCGUGCUGGGCUGCAGUGUGCGUUGCGGCCCAUGUCUCAGGCACAAACGCAAAUGCACGUUUGAGCACACCCAUACGUGCCGCUUUGCUUUUACGGAAAAUGUAAAAAAGAGCAAUCGAAACGAAGUGUGCCCCCCUCUCUUUCGACUCGAGAGCGCCACAGUGAUUGAUUGUGCCUGCAUGGGAAAACUAAAUCAAGCGAGCCGUUUACCCCCUUUGAGCCUUGUGGUUCAUGCGGCCAACUCCAGAAAGCGGGGCGAGGUGUCGAAUCGAAUUAAUGUGGAAUAUCUGAGACAUGUUCUUCUUUUUUUCUGCGUCUAUCGUAUGUUGAGGGUAAUUUGCCGCAUAUGGAUGCCACACACAGUUAGGCAGAUGCCGUGCUUGCGAAAUCGACAGGUCAAUCGUCCUUCUUCCUAUCUUUUAGUGUACUUUAGCAAGUCUUUUAUGUCGCGGCGUAGAUGUGUUGGGCGUUAUUGUCAUUAG